AUGAAAUCGAGCAACUUGUCGCAGCGCAGUCUCGACUGCCCUUGUCGGAAUUUCUCGAGCUUGGAACGUAUUUCUCAAGUGCUCGCAUCGAAAAGCCAAACACAAACUCUGAUCGAUUGGUUGGCAGGGAAAAGCGACGAAUCUUCUUUUGAAGAACGACGACCUUUAUCUUGCAGCGAAAAAUAUCGCUGCAAGUUUCGCGCAAAUACUUCGCUAUUCAUAUUGAACGGAGUCCGCGAUGCUUGUCGGCCGUUUUUGGAGUCCGUUUUGGUCUCAAACGAAGGUCCUGCGAACCCGCGACCCUCUCCAAUCGUGCCGUACGAAGAUGCCUUUCCAACUUUACUUUCUACCCCUCCUCCAAAUCUGCCUUUUUCUUCCAAAAGCCUUCCAACACACUCUUUCCAAUAUGCUCGUUCAGCCACUGACAAAGCUGAGAAAUCAAAACCAAAGCGGCGUGUUCGACCUUUGACAAUUUCAACGUCCGGACCAUCGGCUUGGGGCGAAGGAAAUUUGGUGACUGCGUCACUGCCAGUCAGCACGACUUUGCAACAGUGUGAUGUAUGCCAUCCAAAACUACCGUUAGAAAUGCCAAUCCCUCAAGGUAAAUCAAUACCGAAGUCAGCGCGGUCUGGCGCCACGCGGAAAACACCGACAAAGCAAGAGAAAAGCGCCCACCAACGGAUGGAACAAACCAGCAUGACUGAGGUGCAAAGGCUAAUAGAAGUAUACUGUGAGCUGGUGAAGAGUGCACUCGUCCCCUCGACGGCGUUGGAGUUGCAUUUGCUGUGUCGUAUGUUGUCUGUUCCGAUCAGCGAUCUAUCGAAUCCUCAGAGCUUGCAGGAUUCCAGUUUUUCCUGUGUUUUCUCCUCAGCGACACAAUGUACAUAUUUUGCGAGGGAAUGUUUGCUUCGCUUGUCUGGUAUCCUCCGUGGCUACGGUAAAUCCUUUCUGAUAGAACUUGUUCGAUGCGCUCCAUUCCGUGUUCACCUUCCCGAUAUGGUUUCGGACUUUGAAGCACUCAUACGGCUCGACGCGACGCGUGUAGAUGCGUCUCUCGACUUUUCACCAAACAGCCAAAUCCCUUUGUUGACCCUUCCUUUCAAUGAGGAAAGAGACUCGCGACACAACUACAAGACUCGUGAGGAACAAGCCCUUUACAAGAACCGAGAGGAAAGCCGCGACGCAUUUCUCUACCAGUUUAGAUCCUUUUUAAAUGUGAGAGGGAAAUUAGUUGAUACAGGAGCCGCGGAAAAAGAAAUUAAGAAAAUCGAACGGUCUUCUCGAACUGUCGUAAACGGAGUGAUGGGCGACAACGUUCCUUGGUUUGCGGAUUUUUUUUGCGAUUUAUUGUUACAGACUGGUCUAGUACCUCUGCAAGAGACAGAUACAGACCUUCUUCGUAUCGCCGGUAAGGAAAAGCUCCAAAAACUGCACAAGCGCUUUGGAUCCAUGGUUCCUCUUACUGAAAAAAGUACCAAGAAACUCGUUGCCGAGCGGCACUUUAGAGAAUCUAUCCCGGCGGUGGCAGCACAGCAGUUCUUUCCUGGCCAUCAGGAGUUUUUCUUCCUUUUUCUUAUGUCCGCCGACUCCUUCAUCUUUGGUUUGCAUUUACGCCGAGUAUUGGCCCAGAAUAUUAAGAAACUCGCUGCCGCUACAACGGUAAGGGAUUUUGAAAGGCAGAUAUUGAAAAUGCAAUUGCUAGGUCGUUUUGUUGGUGUACUCUUCUUCGCUCCGAAUUGGGUUUCAUCGACCACAAAGCAACAAUCUCCGUCUGUACUUUUAUCAACUGCUCUGUGCGAAAUCUCAAUUGCUGGUUUACCAAUGCUAGAAAUGCUCGGUGAAGCGUGCCAAAAUGGUAACCUCGUGAGUUUCGUUCCAUGGGUGGUUGAAGUUCUUAAGAUGUCCAUCUGGGACAGAGGGGCGCGCAACAGUUUUGAGUACGCGAGCUCAUUUUUGGUAGCAUCGAGGCUAUGCUUGAUGAAGUUCUUGGUCUUGGACGGACCACGAGUCUAG
Molecule: messenger RNA, 2013 nt
Organism: Phaeodactylum tricornutum CCAP 1055/1
Lineage: Eukaryota; Bacillariophyta; Bacillariophyceae; Surirellales; Neidiaceae
Exons: 2
Coding region: 1-2013 (670 amino acids)
Biological process (GO): chromatin organization
Cellular component (GO): nucleus
Source: RefSeq, a predicted model, not a curated record